Molecule: messenger RNA, 5858 nt
Organism: Notolabrus celidotus (New Zealand spotty)
Lineage: Eukaryota; Metazoa; Chordata; Actinopteri; Labriformes; Labridae
Product: histone acetyltransferase KAT7-like
Exons: 15
Coding region: 196-2100 (634 amino acids)
Biological process (GO): regulation of DNA-templated transcription
Cellular component (GO): nucleus
Molecular function (GO): zinc ion binding; histone acetyltransferase activity
Source: RefSeq, a predicted model, not a curated record
UCGACGGACCAACAGAAGACUGACGAGUUUGCGCCGUAGUAACAGGGAAGUGUAAAGAUAUCGAUGCGCCUUUUUUCAGCUGACUUGGCUCAAGAGCUGAUGGUUCUUGUUCUUCUAGUUAACAAAAUUUAAGAAUAAUUCAUCCCGGAGUACGAAGCAGAGGUACCCCAGCUGCGACGCGUAGAACCUUUGAAAAUGCCUCGUAGAAAGAGAACCGCUGGCAGCAGCUCGGAUGGGACGGAGGACUCGGAUUUUUCCGCCGACCUCGAGCAUGCAGAAGCUUCCGAGAGCGUGCACAGGCGUAGCAGCACGCGUCUCACUCGUGCGUCACUGCGCCUCAGCCGAAGCUCACAAGAUAACUGCAGCUCAAUACGGAGCAGUUCUCCCGCAGCAGUGUGUCCUGAAGAAAGUUUGGACUCGGCAGCAGCAGCAGCAGCAGCAGUUGCAGCGUCUGUCUUCUCCUCUGGGCGCAGAAUCACACGCAGCCAGCAGGGGGGGAUAAACACCACAGCCAAAAAAUACCCACUGCGUCAGAGCAGGUCAUCUGGCUCGGAUAUUGAAGCAAAUGACCUGAAGCAGAGAGCCGACCGUGAUGAGACCCCUCCUCGCACCCCAACCGGUAAUGCACAAUCUUCAGAAUCAGACAUCGAGGUCUCGAGUCCCAGCAAUGACCAUGUGUCUUCUAGCAACGAUCAUUUAGUUUCACAAGAGGAGGACGAGAGAUUGGCCAAAGAGCUGUCACUCAAAGAAGCAGCCGCCCAUGAUCUUUCGCACCGCCCCAAACGACGGCGUUUCCACGAGAGCUACAAUUUUAACAUGAAGUGUCCAACGCCUGGUUGUAACUCAUUGGGUCAUCUAACAGGGAGGCACGAGAGACAUUUCUCUAUAUCAGGAUGUCCUCUCUACCACAACCUCUCUGCUGAUGAAUGCAAGGGCAAGGCAUCGACGCGCGAGAAGCAGACUGAGGAAAGGACGCUGUCACACCGCCAGGACGAGAACAGGCACUCCACAAGAAACCAGGCCCCGACAGACCGUCAGCUGCGCUACAAGGAGAAGGUCACAGAGCUGAGGAGGAAGAGGAACUCUAGCCUCAAUAAGGAGCAGAAGGAAAAGUACAUGGAGCACAAUCAGAGCCAUGGAGCUACCAGGGAGCCACUGCUAGAGAACAUCACCAGCGACUACGACCUGGAGCUGUUCAGGAAAGCGCAGGCACGUGCAUCGGACGACCUUGAGAAGCUUCGUCUGGAUGGCCAGGUGUCGGAGGGCAGCAACAUGAUAAAGACCAUCGUAUUUGGGCGCUACGAGAUGGACACCUGGUAUCACUCUCCGUACCCAGAGGAGUAUGCCCGACUGGGAAGAUUGUACAUGUGCGAGUUCUGCCUAAAGUACAUGAAGAGCCAGACCAUUCUGCGCAGGCACAUGGCUAAGUGUGUGUGGAAGCACCCUCCAGGCGAUGAGAUCUACAGAAAAGGGAACAUCUCUGUCUUUGAGGUUGACGGAAAGAAGAACAAGAUCUACUGUCAGAACUUGUGUCUGCUGGCGAAACUCUUCCUAGACCACAAGACUCUGUAUUACGACGUGGAGCCUUUCCUCUUCUACGUCAUGACAGAGGCCGACAACACAGGGUGCCAUCUGGUCGGAUACUUCUCCAAGGAGAAGAACUCUUUCCUGAACUACAACGUGUCCUGCAUCCUCACCAUGCCGCAGUACAUGAGGCAGGGCUACGGCAAGAUGCUCAUUGACUUCAGUUACCUGUUGUCAAAGGUGGAGGAAAAGGUGGGUUCACCUGAGCGCCCGCUGUCUGACCUUGGCCUGAUCAGCUACAGAAGUUACUGGAAGGAGGUGCUGCUGCGCUACCUGAACAACUUUCAGGGCAAAGAGAUCUCCAUCAAAGAGAUCAGUCAAGAGACGGCAGUGAACCCGGUGGAUAUUGUCAGCACACUGCAAUCCCUUCAGAUGCUCAAAUACUGGAAGGGAAAGCACCUGGUGUUAAAGAGACAGGACCUUAUUGACGACUGGAAGGCCAAGGAGACCAAACGUGGUAAUGGAAAGACCAUUGAUCCCACAGCCUUAAAAUGGACACCGCCCAAAGGGUCAUAAAAGAAACUUCUUUUCACAAUCCCAAAACUGAGAACACACACCCACCCCCCCCACACACACCCACCCCCACACACACAGAUCCUCCUCUGAACACUGGUAUGCUCACAGUUACUUAGACUAAAUCUUCACAUCUACUCCUGUACAAAUGCUUUCAGCAGCGUCAGCCGUUAGUCACAGACAGAUAUUACUCUGGGUUCAGCAGUCGCUCAGAUGAUGGGUUUUGUAAAUGAACGCAAAUCCAACAAUCCGAACAAUAAACUGAUGACGGGAUGUUCUCCAAAGCAUCAAACUUCCUUCAAUCACAGCACAAAUAAGAAGAGAAAUAGGCCAAAUGUCUUCUCUGUUUAACUCUGGCUCUCUAAAGUCAACCUGUGAGAUCCAGCAAUAGUCAGAGUUGUUGUCAAGAAAUCUAAUGUAAAGGAAAUAAUAAUUUUAUCUUAAAAAUAUAAAACAUGAACUGCUUUUUAAUGCUAAUUAAAUUUAAAUUUGAACCCCUCUCAAGCCAGCUGAAGCCAUUUAGUGUAGAGUCCAUAACUGUUGAAUAUGAAAUUCAUAAUUUUGGGGAAAAUAUAAUUAACUAAUUGUAUGAUACACAUACAAGAAACAAUAUUUUCUAACCUCUAAAAUAUAAUUAAAAUUGUAUUUUCUAAAUAUUUUAAUUACAAUAAUAAUCUCUUUAAAAUAUUUAUUGACAGCUAUUUUCAUUUCAAAAUGCUCUUCUUUAUAAAAUAAAUUCAACAUUGUUUAUAUUAUGUCUUUGUGUACAUUUAUGCAUUUUUAUAUUUCCAGUUGAAGCUCCAGUGACAAGAUCUUUUUGUCAGAGAAAUUUACCUACAAAACUACAGGACAAAACUGGCAAAGAUAAGAGGUACCACUCUGUCCACACCAGGCGUCGAGAUUCAAUUCAAAAGUUCCUCAAGGUGGAGGCCAGCAGCCAGUGAUGUCAUUUGGCUUGUGAGAUGUAAAAGUAAUUCAACUCCUCCUCAAAGUACCGGCUAGUUUUCUAGUGUUCAACAUGAGCUGCAUUCCAUUCAGUUCUCGAGACAGCCAACUCAAUGCAGAAUAACAGCACUUGCGUGUGGUGUUCGAUGGACACAGGACACACAUCAAAUUUGAAAAUUUGAAGAAUUGGCACCACCUGCAGAGAACCAUCGCCUUAUAUCAUUCAUCCAAAGAACUACAUAAAACAGAUUCACCUCUUGUGUUAGGAAGAAGGAAAGGGUACACAAAUCUAGAGCGUCCAAUCAUUGCUCAAUCUGACGGUGACUGUUUGAACCCAGAGGAAAAAUCUUCAGACAACACGCACAAACAUACAAAUGUUUCCUGUCAGGCUGUUAUUCAUGAAGCUAUAGCUGCCAUUGGCCAUGCUUGGACUGUUUUACAUCACCAGGGUAUGAUCCACCUGGAUGUGUUUUGUUACCUCCUCACUCCCCCUUUGCUUAACUUUGUGGGAGCUGUGCUGUUUAUGACCCACAGUUACGCUCUGAACAGUGAAGGUUUAUGGGGCGUCGAAGCUACAAAGAACGUUUGAGCUUGUAAACACGUUGGUGUCUUUUUUUUUAGUGGUUUUGUAAAAGUUCUCAAUGUUUUCAACUUUUUCUACCUCUGAGGUUUACCACUGUUUAAAAGCUAGAAAGGCCCAUUUGAAGCUUUGUUUGUUUCUCUUUGUGUUCUCUGUAUUAACACGUGAAUGUUUGUUGCCGUGUUCAGCCAGUGGGUGUUUUUAAAUAGGUUCUUUUUUUAAAAUAUGCUGUUUAUAUUUAAAGAAAUAUGCUAACUGCGUAGAACGUAUAUGACAAAGUUUGAUAGAAGAAUGUCUAUUCUCUAGGCUGAGUCCCUUGUUAAUAUAAAUAUGAAUUUUUUUGUGGAUUUUAAUGUGUUUUGGAAGGUACAGGAGGGAGAAUGAAAACCAGACACUCACCAACUAAGACAAAAGUCAUUUACAUUUCAGAGGUUUGGGUCUUGUAAUCUAAAGUGACGUGAACCAAUUAGAAUAUGUCACUGUUGAACAUUGUCACUGCUUACUCACCUACUAUGGCGGCAAUUAUGGAAAAUGAUGCACACGCUUUGGUGGGAGUGUUUUGUAUCUUACAGCCUUCUUUGUUUGUCAACUGAUUUUAUUGUAUUUUAUUUUAUUGACAAUCUCCAUAUUUAUUGAUUUUAAUCAACACAUUCAUCUUAAAACACGCUAUUAAGAUCAUUUACAAAAAAAACCCACAUUUUUUGAAAUACCUAAAUAAAGAUACCACUCAUCUCCAUGCUAGCUUCAAAUCUAGCUGCCAGAAUUUGGUUACCUUAGCAUAGCACCAAGACCUGAAACCAGCAAGCCUAGCUCCAGCAGUCAACCACAAAUUAUACAGCUAGUCCUUGUUUUCUACUUAUCUUAAGGUGGGAAGUGCAUUUGGUUACCUUUGCACAGUACUGGGCGACCAUUCUUCCUGUGUUAAUGCUUAGCUCUAUUUUAAUAAGAAGCAAAAUUUCCCUUAACUGUCAAACUCUUCCUAACACUCUGCACAAGCUUGGACAGCAGCUGGCUGUGAAAUCGGAGGUGUUCAUACAACAAUGUCAAACUGAAUUAGCCUCACAAAGCUUUUAUUGUAUUACAAUUUCAUAUGAGGCGGAAAGGUUUCCCACACUGCCUGGAGUUAUAUUUGUUUUCAUUUGACAGUAUAAGAAAUGUUGCCUUUAAAUACUGUAAUGUUGCGGAUGUUUCUCUUUGUGUCUUGCGCUCUUUAUUUCUAAAGUGAUGCUUUUUUUCUACAAUGAAUUCAUUUGUAUGUGUUCUACAUUUUGUGUAUUGUUUUCUAAUCCUGUGGUUGUUUUUAUGUCUUGGGGUGAUACGAUAGCGGGUUCACGAGUCACCACACCCACUUGCAGUCUCAUAAUCAAUACAAACAGGCCGUGCAUUUCAAAGGACUCUGCUUACCCUUUUAGCACCUGCUCACAAAAAAACGACUCUGAAAUGUGUGACUGACAGAAAACACUCAAGACUCUUGUGAGUGUAGACAGUCUUUUGCUUUUUCUCUGCCAAUUCUUAAGUGCAUUUACAGGAAGGUGCACUUAUUUUUCAAGCUACGUUCAAAGGAAAAAAAGUUUCCAAACAUGGCUGGGCCACUUUUGUUUAAGUUCUGUUAAGAUAUUACCUACUUGGUUUGAUGACGUAAAGGCGGAUUUUUCUAGAAAUGAGGAAUAAAAGAUGACGUUUUGUACUGAGAAAUAUUUUCUAUCCUUGUAGGAGAAGAAAAGGGACCUUAUAUAAACACUUUCUAUUACAACAAACAGGAUUAUUAAUAAAUUAAACUUCAUCAAAAACACCUCUGGAGUGUUUAAACAACCCAUAUUCAUCAUAUUAAAUGUUGAAGCAUGAUUUUUGCCCCUCUGUUUGGGUCAGUCUUCAAGUCCAGUCUCAUUUGUGUUCUUUAUUCUUCAUCCCGUCGUCUUGCAGUAGCAAGUGCCAGUGGCAGCUAUAGAUGUGCAGCUUCAGAGCUCCUUGCUUGUUAUUAAUCCUAAUAUCAUCCAGUGAUAAGAGGAACCAGACACGUACUACCACCCUCUGUAAACCACCAGUGAGCCCUUGUAGUGCUGCAGCACUUCACCUCACCUCGCCCUGCUUCCUAUUUCAACUACGCACUCAAAGCAGCAACACACAAAAGUAGCGUGGCAUCAAUAUGUAGCUCAGUUGUGCUUUUGUACUUGCUUCUGUCUCUUCCUUCCUACUCAAUAAAUGCAAAUGGUGAAACAUGGUCAGCCUUUUCUGA